Messenger RNA from Sabethes cyaneus, 5649 nucleotides. RefSeq lists its product as uncharacterized. The record is from RefSeq and is a predicted model, not a curated record. Gene Ontology annotation, biological process: imaginal disc-derived wing hair organization. Gene Ontology annotation, cellular component: cell cortex. The transcript is spliced from 9 exons. NCBI's taxonomy places the organism in Eukaryota, Metazoa, Arthropoda, Insecta, Diptera, Culicidae. The coding region runs from base 1 to 5649 and encodes 1882 amino acids.
AUGCUGAAAUCUUUGGUCCAACCGCGUAAUUUCAAGAACAACAAUUAUAACUUAUUAUCGUGUAAAAAUUCCACCGAUCAAGCCCAACCGACGAAAACACCAUGUUCAUGCUCGCAAUGGAACUGUCAUCCCCACUGCCAUCGGAAGCGAAUCCGACGGCUAGCACUGGUGGCGAGAAUCGUGUUGGGCUUCGGCUUGUUCCUCUACGGGAGCGGUGUGAUCCUGUGCGACGGUGCGGCCGUUCCGUCGCCGGAUGCCAAGGGUACUGUUACGACCUUCGGGGUGCGAACGGGAUUGCCGAGAAUCGGUCUCGUUGCCGAUACGUCUCGGAUUAUCAAUCUCACGCGACAGCACGGCGGUGAUCUGUUUUAUACAUUUGAAACCUCAAAAUGUGAUACAGAUACCUGCGUCGGUUUGUCCAGCGGAACGGCAAGUCUUUCCCCUGCUGCAGCAAGUGAACCCCCAAACAGCAUAAAGGAAAUCGAUAUGUCAUCCGCCCUGGGAACCGAAUGCAAGUGCCAGUGUCUCUCGCAUCUGACCACUUACCGCGAAGAUCUCGGCAUCUGCGUGGACGACGUGAGAGAAUGCACCCUAGCACCCUUCAUCAGUGGAUCCACAUCGGAGAAGAUCCCGUUCGUGUUCUUGCCGCACCGUGGCCAGAUCGUCUAUCCGAGCAAAGAGAUCGGCUUCCCUGGUAUCAAGAUGCCGAUGUGCGCCGUCUCCGGCUCCCAGUACCUGACCAGUAUGGGCUGGGCCGAGCUGCGAAAUCCGAUCGACACGGACGUACCGUUUCGGUUGUUCCGCGACGAGGGUCGCAUCUAUCUGCAGUGGCUCGGCGAAACGGACCUCCGCCAGCGGAUGCAGGGCCGGCUGAUACUGGUGCACCUGAUGUGCCGGGACAUGACGCCGCAGCUGAUGCUGAAGGACGGCCAGACGCGAAGCUUCGACGAUGUCCACCCGAACCAAAAUAUUUUCACUCCCUGCGUGGCUUUUCGUGUGGUUGGAACUCCCAUCAAAUACGUUAGCAACGUCACUGAGGUCAGCUUCUCGUCGGAGACCCACCUCGACCAAGAGUCGGGACUAACUACCAAGGAGUACAUCGUGAUCGCAAUAUGCAGCCUCUGUUUGGGAUUGAUCUAUAUAGCGUCGGUAUUCCUGUACAUCCAUAUGAAGAAACGAAAACGAGGAACGGGGGACGACGAGGACGCCAAUACAAUCAAAAAUGAUUACUCGUCCUACCAGCAGAACGAUCAGGUAACGUUCGGUGUCGGACUGGGUUCACAGGUCAAUCCUUUCCAUGGAAGCCAACAGCAGCGGCAAAACUUUGCGGGAAGGAACGGAAGUCAACGGCAACCCGGCCCGGUAGGCCAUCGCGGAAUCUCGACGCCGAUGAACGUUGGGCUGCAUACCGAAGAGAUGGGAAUCGUGAAAAACAAUCCCCUUUUGAAGCACUUCCCUAAUUUGAGUGAUAACUCCGGGUUUAUUAGUGAUAACUCCAACUCGGUGUCGGAGUUUGAAGAUGAGCGCAUGAUUGAUGCCGAGAAGAGGAUGCAAACCACCGCCAACAUUCACCAGCCAAAAAACUACUUAGGGCAUACCGACAUGGAUGGAGGACUUCACCAUCCGCAGCAACAACUUCACAGUCACCAGCAACACCAGUCCCUGCAGAGUACGGAUGGGAUGAACAACUCGAAUGGUCCCGAUACCGAGUGUUUGCCCGAGGAAAAUGUGUCCAUUGUCGAAGACAUCAGCAACGACGAAAAGCUGGAAAGUAUGAAGUCUAUCGUCAACGGAACUAUGCGCCGAAAGCUAUACUUCAAUCCGGCCUAUUUUGAGCCGCACCUUCUGGUGUCUCCUCCGCCGGCGGCGGUUGAGUUUUUGAACAAAAUCCGUGAGGUUAUCACAAUCGCCAAGUAUAAAAUGUCCGCCAAACGCUUUCAACCUUCCCUGAACAUCAUCCCGGAGGAGUUACAGCACGCGCAAGGUUCGGAGACGUACGCAGCUGCUCACACAGCACCGCCUAGUCGACGGAGCAGUUUGAUUAGUUCUCGUCGAGACAGCUCCAAGAAGAGCAUUUGCUCGGGCUGUCCAGGUUGCGAGAAGAAAGGCAACUCCGACGUUGUAGUUCCGUCAAGCAAUUGCAAGAACUGUGGUGACAAGCAAAACAGUAUUCGGAAAUGGCUGGAGGACGUGUCCUCGAAUCAUGGGGAGACGGUCAACGAUGCCGAUGUGUUCGAUGGAGGUAAGAUUAAUAACACGUCGGAAAACAUGGAUUCACUGAAAUCUGUUGACGAUCGUUCCACUUGUGAAUCGCUGCCGAUAAAUCCGGAAAUUAAGAAGGUGCCCAAGUCCAUGCGAUCCCGUCAUGGCGGCAUGCAAAGUGACAGUUCAUCAGCGUCUGAUAAUGAAACGAUCAUCGCCAACAGCGUCAAGGAACGAUCGUCAAUAACGCGUGCUCCGUCUCGUACGAAAUCGGUUCGUUCGGAUGCCAGCUCGACAGCCCCGAAGAUUGUGUCCCAUAGCCUGAAAUCGGACGUAAUGAAAACAAACAAGUACGCCUCCGAAGACGGUUCGUUACUGAAGAACAACAGUUUCGUUUAUGAUCCGCAUGAUAACCGGGGUCGAGGCGAGGAUAUCUAUAUAAGAAACAUUAACAAUUCGCUGAUCAACUUGGAAUCCAACAAAAACUACGACAAGCGUGUUUUGUACAGCAUCACCGGGAGCGAGCUUUUCAACAAUCCUCAGUUCGAGUCAUCGCCACACAUGCAGCACCGUACGCUGAACAUCAACCACCGUCACCACCAGAACCAGCAAAGCAGAAAACGCUCCAAUUCUCACAGCCGACCGGGGCCUUCCAGCAAAAGGCACAUGGAAGUGCUGGACCAGUUUGCUAGCGCAACUUCCCCGAAACUGAGAAGUCUCAACCACAUGCCGGAUAUGGUCUACGAAGCCCUCGCCAUGGAUCAGCGGAAAAAAUCCUGGAGAAGCCACGGCACUCCAAUUCCCAUUAACGAAUACCUACACGAAACCUGCGAGAGUCGGUUCAGCAGUAUGGAUCGAACGGACCGAUACCGGAAUGAAAAGUUCUUUCAUGACUUCAUAAACUCAGACGAUAGCAACACACUGGGAAACCGAUCGGGUAAAAACUCCUUCAACAAGUACCAACCGGACUCUCCCAUCUACUCGCGUAAAUCUCCGCACUACCUAAUCGUAGACUACGAGACCGAUAGCCUCGAAAGGGUAACCUCCAGAACGCAAGUAAGCUUCAACACUUCCACAACCACCAGCAGUGAUCUCAGCUCGCAGCCAUCCCCGUCGCACAGUACGGCUCUACCCCUGGAGGAAGAGGUCGAAAUUCGCAACGCCAUCUACGAUCGCGUGGAGGGGUUUAGAAAAGAUACGGACACCAUAAAAAAGGAACGCGAAUCGCACCCGAUCGACGAUGACUACGAGGACGUACCGAUGAAUUCACUGGCGGAAACCGUAAUCCAGGUGCCGACCAAGAAAGGACCUAAAAUCAAGUGCGACACUCCAUUUCAGGGUAGCAUCACCAUUGAGGUGGAACACAGUCCGGACGACUGUGAUCUCUCAACCGACAGUGAUCAAUUCGAACCGGACACGCUCGACCGUAAACCGAAGAAGCACAGCAACAUCGUCGGUCGACAUAAGAGCAACGUUUGGACACAGGAUCAUCGACCGUCCGUCAAAGAAUCCAAUCUAACCUCUCUACCGGCCGAUCUGAACAACCACUUCGUUCUAAAAAACUCCCAAUCCUUCAAGGAAACCUCCUUCGGUAGUCUGCGAGAAAUCUACGAGUCAAAAAACUUAAAAAACGCUAACCACAGCCAGAUGCACAGCUUGGAAGAAUUCGACGUACAGACGGGAAAGCUGCUCACCUUGGAGGUGCGACACUCCAAAAGACAGCGAUCAAACGACAACACGGCCAUCGCUCCGAAGCUGAUGCCGCCAGAUUUGAUACCACCGGAUAUUCCGAUAACCCGAAAUCACUACGAUCUUCCGCGCCAGCAGCUGAAGAAGGUCGAAGACUACGGCAUUUCACCGAAGAAUCUGGCCUGCUGGAAUAACGACAAGUUCUUGAAACAACCGAACGGUCCGGCACCGAAGCCGGUGCUGAACAGUAUGGAAAGUUACGAGUCCACCAAUAGUAUGACCGCAGACAGUGAUUCCACGCAGUUUACCGGUGUUUCCGAUAAUGGGCACAAUUCUCCCCGCAAGCCGAAGAAGGUUGUCAACUACAGCCAGGUGAGCAAAGCAAAUCGAAUCGAACGUUCGGCAUCGCUUGAGAAGGAAGGUUUCCGGUUGAAUGAUAGCGGUCAAGAUGGGUCGAACAUUUUGAAGAAUUUUAUGAGCUUAGGCGAGAUUAACGAGAAAAAUUUUCUCGAUCAAGUCGAUAGCAAAAUUUAUGAUCUCAAGGAAAAUUCAAAGGAUGUUAAUCGGACGAAGUUUAUCGAGGAUAUCGAUAAGAUUGAGGUUUUGUCGACUAAGACGUUGUCGAACUAUGAUUAUCCGAUAAGGAAAACCAGCUCGAGCUUGAAAUCGAAUGAACAAGAGGACACUAAAGCGCUCUAUGAUGUGAGUCCGAUUACAACCACGAAGAUCUACCGGGUGGAAAUCAAUCCGACAUCCAAUGGCAUGCAGAUUGCCAUGGGCCUUCGUGAUCGAGUUAAGAAAACGAAGGAUAUCAAGAAUGCUUGGAAGAAGUUCAUCGGGAUCGCUGCGUCUAAGUUCAACGGAAAAACAUUCGAUGGUAAGAGUGAUUCCGAUGCGGAGAAGAACUCCGAUUCGUCAGAUAUCUUGGACAAGGAUGAGGGAAUAUCUUCCCUGAUUGAUGACAACAGCGGAGCUUACGAGAGUACUCAUCACCAUCAUCAUCGGCAUCAUCAUCAUCACAAAUCAGCUGGUUUCAACGGACCACAAUCGAACGGUCGUCAAAUGGUGAUCGUCCGUCGGGAUUCACGGUCCAGUGGAAAGGACGACAGUGGAUACAUUAGUGCCGAUUCCGGUGAGUCACGGUUGAAUAACAAGAAACUCUACGAACGCUUCAACUUCACGACCAAACCGACCGAAUCGAGAAACUCGAUCCAAGAGGAAAACAAGUACGAAAUUUGCGCAAUCCCGGAGAACUCGGUAAGCACAAUCAAAAGCAGUACGUCCUCUUCCUCCGGCAGCAGUAGCCGUUCCGACAAGCAACUGACUCGACCGCGUGGUCCUCCCCCACCAUUGCCUCCACCGAACCCCCCACCUCCUCCACCUACCGCAACGAUCCCAACCAAAAAGCCACCUUCACCUUCACGUGUAAUCGAAAAACCCCAAACCAAACCUCCUCCUCCACCGACCAAUCCGGCACCGAAAAUUCCCCGCCCCGGAGAGAACUGCCUAUUCAACACGGCCGAUGCGAUCAGCGUUCGGGUGUACUCGUCGGACGACGAGAAUCUGGCCAGCAGCGAUCAGGCGUCCUGCAUUUCGGACAACAACGAAGACGACGACGACGGUACGAGCUGCGCCACCGAUGACAUCUGCGAAUCGGGAGCCGAGAGCGUCGAAACGCACUCGGUGUUCUUCAAGAAUAUCCGGGCAGCACGGCCGCCCCGGGAAGGUCGCGGAGGUGCGGUAGCGAUGGCUCACUGA